AUGGCUUCUUCAAAUGAUGAUUGGAAGCCAAGACUUGGAAUGAAAUUUGACACUAGAGAAGAGGCUGAACAGUUUUAUCUUGCUUAUGGUUUACGUGAGGGCUUCGGAGUUAGAGUACGCUUUACAAACUGGAAGAAAGACGGUAGUGUAUCGUCAUGUAGGUUUGUUUGUUGUAAGGAAGGAAUACGGAAGAAAGAGGAUAAAUGUGCAUAUGAAGGAAAAAUUCGGAGAGGCGAGACUAGAACGAAAUGCUUAGCAAGAAUUACACUUUCGAGUAAAAAUGGAAAGUUGGUUAUCAAUGAGUUUGUAGAAAACCAUAACCAUGAUCUACUAAAUCGAGAGACAACGCACAUGCUUCGAUCACAUAGAAAGAUAACUGAAGUACAAGCAUAUGAGAUUGAUAUGGCCGAUGACUCUGGAUUAAGGCAGAAGGAAGUGUAUCAACUUAUGAGCACACAUGCAGGGCAUAGCGCUAAUGUUGGAUUUACAGAGGUGGAUGUAAGAAACUAUAUCACUACAAAAAGACAAAGAAGUAUGGUGUAUGGUGAUGCUGGAUAUCUUUCACAGUAUUUUCAACGACAGUUGUUGGAGAAUCCGUCCUUCUUUUAUGCAUAUCAGAUGGAUAUAGAUGAACAAAUUACAAAUGUGUUCUGGUGUGAUGCAAAUAUGAUUUUGGAUUACGGAGAUUCGAUCAUUUUUGGUGCAGCUCUAAUGUAUGAUGAGACAAUUCCAUCAUUUAAAUGGUUGUUUGAAACAUUCUUACAAGCACACAACAACAAAAAACCAAAGACGAUCUUCACUGACCAAGAUCAAGCAAUGUCUAGGGCACUUGAAGAAGUGAUGCCUGAUACUCACCAUGGUUUAUGCACAUGGCAUUUGUUGCAGAAUGGAAUUAAACAUCUUGGAAACAGGAUGAAGAAAUGA
This is a messenger RNA of Medicago truncatula (barrel medic), 924 nucleotides long. RefSeq names its product protein FAR1-RELATED SEQUENCE 5-like. The record is from RefSeq and is a predicted model, not a curated record. Lineage: Eukaryota; Viridiplantae; Streptophyta; Magnoliopsida; Fabales; Fabaceae. The transcript has 2 exons. The coding region runs from base 1 to 924 and encodes 307 amino acids.